Messenger RNA from Tarenaya hassleriana, 2091 nucleotides. RefSeq names its product heat stress transcription factor A-4a. NCBI's taxonomy places the organism in Eukaryota, Viridiplantae, Streptophyta, Magnoliopsida, Brassicales, Cleomaceae. Gene Ontology annotation, molecular function: DNA-binding transcription factor activity; RNA polymerase II cis-regulatory region sequence-specific DNA binding. The transcript has 3 exons. Bases 645 to 1820 code for a protein of 391 amino acids. Gene Ontology annotation, cellular component: nucleus. The record is from RefSeq and is a predicted model, not a curated record. Gene Ontology annotation, biological process: regulation of transcription by RNA polymerase II.
UGUUUUGUACAAACAGUUGUGUUGUUUUCAGCAAAAUCUUUGCACGCUUCAAACUUGGAAACACAACCAGAAUCUCUCCCCAGGAAUUGUCGGAAAUGGAGCUCUGGUCUUCGUCUUCUUCAUGAUUCUGCCAACUUUGUUUAAACCUUGUUUGGACAAGCAAAUCAUUGUCUGCUUUGAAUUCUCCGCUCUCCUACUUGAUUUAAAUUCCGAAGCUUCUGGAUCCGGUGGUGUCGUUCUUCCUUUUUCCUGAUUCGGUGGGAUUUAAUGCGAAAAGGGCACUGGUUUCGUUGAAUUUGGGUGGAAUCAUUGGGGGGUUUUGGUUAGGGUUUUUUGGUUGGGGCUUUGUUUUGGUUGGUUUGAUCGGCUUCACCUUCAGGCAAUGCGUGUUAAAGUCGGAAUCUUUCGGUGAGAAUUCUGGGUUUUCUGAAUAGGGCUUUUGCGUGAUCGAUUUCAUCAGGCUGCGGUAAGAAUCCCUGGGAACGAAUCCCUCGGAUUCGUCGGAUCGACCUGGUCGAAGUUUUCUUCCGUUGGAUCAAGGAUUCUCAAAUUCUGCUUUCUGGGUUUGAUCCAAUCUUUUUUUAGUAUCCUUCUCGGAGUUCUUGAGGAAUUUCCCGAGAGUUUUGGAUUUGAAGUUUCGGAGAAUGGAUGAGAAUCAGGGAGGUUCGAGCUCACUGCCUCCUUUCCUUGCAAAAACAUAUGAGAUGGUGGAUGAUCCUUCCACGGAUUCUGUCGUUUCUUGGAGCCAGGGCAACAAAAGUUUUGUCGUCUGGAAUCCGCCCGAGUUUUCCAGAGAUCUUCUUCCCAGAUUCUUCAAGCACAACAAUUUCUCGAGUUUCAUCCGUCAGCUUAAUACAUAUGGUUUUAGAAAAAUCGACCCCGAGAAAUGGGAAUUCGCCAACAAUGAUUUCGUACGUGGUCAGCCGCAUCUUUUGAAGAACAUUCACAGACGCAAACCAGUUCACAGCCACUCCUUGCACAACCUGCAAGGCCAGAAUCCUCUGGCUGAGUCAGAGAGACAGAGCAUGAAGGAUCAGAUCGAGAGGCUGACGAAAGAGAAGGAGGGCCUGCUCGCUGAGUUACAUAAACAGGAGCAGGAACGGCAAGGCUUUGAGUUGCAAGUAAAGCUUCUGAAGGACCGGUUGCAACACUUGGAGCAGCUUCAGAAAACAAUGGUGUCAUCUGUUGCUCAGGUUCUGCAAAAACCAGGGCUUGCUUUGAAACUUUCACCAAAAUCCGAAACAAAUGACCGAAAAAGAAGGCUCCCCAGGAUCGGGUACUUUCAGGACGAAACGGGUUUGGAAGAGAACCAAACUUGUAAUUCCCAAAGAAUUGGCAGAGAAAACUCUCCUGGCCCAUCACACGCCGAGCAGGUUGAGCAAUUAGAAUCGUCUCUAGCCUUUUGGGAGAAUCUUGUAUCGGAUGUUGAUGGCAGUCUUGCCCAGUCAAGCAUGAACCUUGAGGUUGACGAAUCUACUAGUUGCGCGGAAAGCCCGUCUAUAUCUUGCUUAGAGCUAAACAUCGAUGCCCGUCCAAAAUCUCCGAGGAUUGACAUGAACUCCGAGCCUGUUGCUUCGAAAGAACAACCGGCUGCUCCUCCAACUGGGGUUAAUGAUGUCUUCUGGGAGCAGUUUCUGACAGAGAACCCAGGUUCCACCGAGCAGCAGGAAGUUCAGUCAGAGAGGAAGGACGCGGAAGCGAAGAAGGACGGAAACAACGGUAGUAAGACGAGCGAUCAUGGGAAGUUUUGGUGGAAUCCGAGGAAUGUACAUACCCUUACCGAACAGAUGGGGCAUCUGACUUCUGCAGAGAGAACUUGAUAUUAGUUUCUCAGGUGUCGGUGUUCUUCCAUGCCCCUGUAACGCAAGCAUAGCGCAUUUAGGUGCGAUUCUUACCUUGUUUCUGUGAUGAAGUAGGUUCCUUUUUUCCGGUUUUUAGUUCACGACAUACAUGUUGGGUCUAGUGCCUGCUGCCCUCCAUCAUCUCUCUGUUUCUCUCAAUCUAUACUAUAGCAGACUGUAACAUACUCAUGUAUCAGGCCUGAUCUUAAUAGAUUGACUUUCAUUCAUUAUGAUACAGAAUUUGCCCUUA